Messenger RNA from Laccaria bicolor S238N-H82, 1359 nucleotides. RefSeq lists its product as uncharacterized. Gene Ontology annotation, biological process: protein transport to vacuole involved in ubiquitin-dependent protein catabolic process via the multivesicular body sorting pathway. The transcript is spliced from 6 exons. The record is from RefSeq and is a predicted model, not a curated record. Bases 1 to 1359 code for a protein of 452 amino acids. Gene Ontology annotation, molecular function: protein binding. Gene Ontology annotation, cellular component: ESCRT-0 complex. NCBI's taxonomy places the organism in Eukaryota, Fungi, Basidiomycota, Agaricomycetes, Agaricales, Hydnangiaceae.
AUGUUAGAACCGGCGCUUGAUCUGAAUCGUUACGUAUAUUAUCGACUCUACACCACGGAUGGCCCUAUCGAGGCCGUCACAUCCGUGUAUAAAAACAACAGAUAUCUCGGCCGUAUCUCUGCCAAGUCCAUCACGCCUCCUCAUACCGUCGCCUCUUUUACACGAUGUGUGCUAAAAGUUGAGGGCUUCACUGGUGUGGCGAAGAGCGAGCUAUUUCCCUCUCUGUCGAGUCAAUUUCCUAUGGAUGGCUCAAGCCUUCUUUCCGUCUUUGGAGAUUCUGGACCUGGCUUAUCCGAGUAUGAGCCUAUGGCGCUCGUCAUCGAUCCAUCGGAUGCGAAAGCGAGUAGAGUAUGCAGCUUUCUCGUUGCGGAGAGUGAGAAGACGGAAUUUAAUGAGCCAUUGGAUGAACCCUACCUGUAUUAUCGAGUGUACAACGAAGACGGAGAGGUCGAAUCCCUUGAGAAAUUCAACACAGCCGACAAUUCUUUAGGCCGAAUCUCGAUCGCUUCUAUCACCCCUCCCCAUACUAUCGUGACUCUGAAAAACCGCCUUGCCGGUGCUGAAUUGAUCGAUAAAGCUCAAAUCGCUGCAAUGAAAUUGUUCAAGGAUAUUACCGGUCAAGAUCUGAUAAAGGACGACGACGACGAUCCCAUCUUCAAACUCACCGGAAGGUCUGAAUCCCGGCCAAUGGCACUCAUCCGUCCACCUCGACCCGCGAACCCAGACACGGAAGAGCCUGUGAAGCAGGCACAGGCGCUAUACGCCUAUAAAGCCUCGCCCGAUGAUCCCAAUGAACUAUCCUUCAAAAAAGGAGACAUAUUUGACAUAAUAGAUAGCUCAGGUAAAUGGUGGGAGGUCGAAGCGGCGGAUGGGUCAACUGGGAUCGUACCCUCCAACUUCGUACAGCGAUACCACCGAGUCCGCAAAUCCAAAUCCCCAACUCGUCGGAGCCCAGAGCGUCCGAUAGAUAUACAGCAUGGGGAUGGGAAGGUGUCUCCCAUCAAAGGAGGUGAACCGGACUUUCUCGAAGAUGAUUGGUGGGAAGUGAGGAUGGUGAACAAUCUGAUGGACGCGUCUGCUACCUUUUUGCAGAAGGCGGGGUGCGUGGGAUUGCGAGCUGAGGCGCUAUAUGACUAUCGAACGACUCGCAAUCAGCCGGAGGAGUUGUCAUUCAAAAAAGGGGAUACGUUUGACGUCUUGGAUAAUUCUGGGAGGUGGUGGGAGAACACGCUCCAUAUUAGUCGCCUCAGGCUGAAGGACUUUGAGGAAAUGUUAAGGUUGUUAAAUGGGAGCUGCGAUAAAAAUUUAGCUGAUUUUGCAUUUCGUCUUCUACCACCAGACAACCAGCGGGGGUUGUGA